CUCGGCUCUCUCUUCUCUCUUCUCUCUUCUCCCUUGUCUCGCCUCCCUCUCUUUUCUUUUCAUUCUUAUUUUUCUACUGCUGUUUUGUUGUUGCUGAUCUCCCCUUUCGAUGUUCACUGUUGCUGUUACACAUUGUUGUCCUUACCUCACUGCUGCUACACACUGCUGCCCUUACCUCACUGCUGCUGAUACACACUGCUGCCCUUACCUCACUGCUGCUGCUACACACUGCUGCCAUUACAUCACUGCUGAUGCUACUCUCAGUUGUUGUUUACUCUCCGUUGGUGCUGAUCUCUCUACAAUCGGCUGGACUUGUCUUCAUCAACUAAAGGUGAACUGCAUCUCUUUAUUUUGGGGGACCUUGAUCUCUUCUUUUCUCCUUAGAUCUGAACAGCAGUAUGGUAUGGGCUAUGCUGGAUGGAGAACUGAGGCUUUGGAGUUGGCAAAUGUACUUCUUGAUAGGGAAUUUAUUUCGAAAGUUGUCUUCAGAUGCUUGAGCAGAAUUUUUCCCAUGCUUAAUGUAUACAAAGAACUCACAAAUUUUUAAGGCAAGACAUACUCUGCUUCUGUUCCUUGAUUUGGGUCUCUAAUAUAUGUUUAUGUGAGUGACAAAUUGGGAUCAGUUCUUAUUAUAUCUCAGUAGAGGUAGUUUGCCUCCUUAGCGACUUCUGUUGGUACAUUUCUUUCAUCAAUGAGAGGAUCAAAUUGAUCUUAUACUUGAAGGUGGAUUAGUGGGAUGAUUAUUGAGGAUUCAAGGGAUGCAUCUACAGUUUCGCAUCUCCAUCUGUAGCUCGGAUAUUGAAAGCAAAACUAAUGACAUGUGAACCAUAAAUGGAAUUCCAGAAAAAUUGAUUGAAGAGUCCUAUUACUCUCACAUUCUUCAAUAGUUGGAAUUUAACAAGUUCUGAGCAUGCAAGGAAGCCCUUUGUGUUUGGUCUCCCAGUACCCGAUUCUUAGUUUCCAAAGGAAAUGGUGAAAAAUAAGAUAGAAAUGUACAGGGUUUGAGGUUGAUUUAAUAUGCCUGUAAGAGUUAAGGUGGAAUUCGACCCAUCAGAAAGAAUCAUGUAAUGAAGCAAUGAUGAAUGCAGUCAACUCAAAUGAGUAAUUGAUUGAGAGCCUUGUUUCCUACUUUAAAUCUUCAGGGAGUAGUUUGUAUUUUUAUGGAUACUAUUUGGAUUCUUUCCUUAUUCUGUUUUGGUAUGAAUUUGUAUAUGAAGCUUGAU
Macadamia integrifolia is the source of this 1223-nucleotide messenger RNA. RefSeq lists its product as uncharacterized. The coding region runs from base 110 to 547 and encodes 145 amino acids. The record is from RefSeq and is a predicted model, not a curated record. The transcript is spliced from 2 exons. Lineage: Eukaryota; Viridiplantae; Streptophyta; Magnoliopsida; Proteales; Proteaceae.